Messenger RNA from Aspergillus calidoustus, 2712 nucleotides. NCBI's taxonomy places the organism in Eukaryota, Fungi, Ascomycota, Eurotiomycetes, Eurotiales, Aspergillaceae. The record is from the annotation of a GenBank genome assembly.
AUGCAGGCCACGAAGAUCGAUGCAGCCCUCCGAAGAGCAACCGAAGAAUUCGGCCUCUGCCCCAACCGCGUCUGGGCAAUCGGCCACAACCUCUCAGACUGGGAGACAAAACUCCCCGACUUGAUUCCUACCAGCGAACAAAUGCGAAAUUCGCGCGCUCGGAUAAUCCGACACGAGGGCCAUGAAUACUGCACAUUCGAUCUCUGCGAGCAGUCCAUGCUCAACUUCACCUCCGUCGCUCAACGACACGAGCGCCCAUCCUGUCUACGGAGACCGGGACAUUUACCGCUGCCCUGCAGUACGCUGAAGGGCAUGUUUCCAAGAGACUUACUGGACAAGGCAUCGCUUGCUGGGGAGCCGACCGCGUGGAGACUGGACGGCCAGUCGCUUGUUAGCGUUGCGGAGCCAUACAUGGCCAUCUCGCAUGUCUGGGCUGAUGGUAUGGGCUCAGGCGCGUGGGCCGAAGGAGAGGUCAAUGAGUGUCUUUAUCGGUUUUUCGAGCGGAUUGCGCGACGCUGGCAGUGUAAGGGGAUUUGGUGGGAUCCGAUCUGCAUCCCGACGGAUAAGGCUGCGCGGGCGCGGGCGAUCAACACGAUGGAGCGGAACUAUGAGAGUGCACGGAUUACGCUAGUCCACGACUGCUACAUCCGAAAUUGGGAAUGGGUUGAUGGCGAGACUGCUUGUCUGGCGAUUAUCAUGUCUCCGUGGUUUAGUCGCGGGUGGACGGCGCUAGAACUGGCGCGGUCGCGAAAUGUCAAAGUUAUGUUCAAGGGAUCGGUGAUUAAAGAUCUGGACGAGGAUAUUCUUUCAAAAUCAGAGGAUGACUCGGCCUGUCAUCGAUAUGCGACUGAGGCAAUUAAGGGUCUGCGGAAGAAACGCAUUAGAAGCCUCAAUGAUCUGUUGACGGUCCUUGGUUCACGGUCAACCUCCUGGCCGCGCGACAUGGCAGUCAUCUCCUCACUCCUUGUUGGAAUCCAGGAGGCUGUUGGAGAGAAGCAACAGGAAAUUUACCGGGCAAUUUUGGGCAAGAUUGGCUGGGUCGCUCACGGCCAUCUAUUUCAUAGGUCCGCGACAAUGACAGGGGGGUUCAGCUGGUGUCCGACGAAUUUGCUGGCAUUGCCUGUGGCUGGCACUUCGAGUGCAAGGGAACUCACUAUUCUGUAUGACGGAACGCUCAGAGGGGAAUGGAGCGUAAUUCAGCCAAAGUCCAUCCCGGCAGCGCGAUACGUGCUGCACACCGGGUUUCCGCUUGUGGACAUGAAAAUAAGUAUGACACUAGAGUCAGGCAGCCAGUGCGUGCUCCUGGGCGAGCCCGAUGUAGCACUGUUCAGACGAGCUAUCGCAGUGAGGAUGCUUAGUUCGCAGGAAGGCCUUUAUGAGUUUAUGGGCCCUGUCUAUUUCAGCCCUCCACUGGCCCGCGAUGAGGUCGAAUGGGAAAACAAGGAUAUCACCAUUGGAGCCAGGAAGAAGAAAAAGGAGGAGGCGGAGGAGACGAAAUCACAUGAAGAGUCUGUUCGUUUUCCGCCAACGCCGCUGAAACAGGAGCCCCCUUCGUAUUUAAAUCUUCGGACCCGAUGGGGCAAGUUGUCCAAGGACGGGGACGAGAAAGAAAAUUCCAAGCCCACAGACACGCGCCUGGUGGAGGCUGUCAUGGAUGGUGACGAAAGUAAAGUAUGGGAGCUCUUCCAAUGGGGCACGAUCGGAUCUUCUCCUCCCCCUAUCAAUCUGCAGGGUAGUGGUGGUUGGACUGCUAUGCAUCAUGCGGUGCGAAGGGGCCACCACGACAUCAUAUCUAAGCUCUAUCUAGAAGGUGCCAAAUCAGAUAUCCGGGACGAGCUAGGCCAGCAAAGCAUUCACCUGGCCGCUGAACGGGGCGACGAGGAAUUACUUAUCUAUUACCCUCAAUUCAUGGAAGGGCAUCAGCCUUGCAAAGAUGGACAGACCGCACUUCAUCGGGCAGUGCUAGGAGAGUGCCUAGCUGUUGUUAAAAUAUUACUCAACAAGUUUGGUGCUGAGAUGAUGGAUGCUCAAGAUUCGCUUGGCCGAACGGCGCUACAUCUCUCUGCCGAACUGGGACAGAGAAAAAUCAUCGCGGAGCUGAUCUGCAGGAACGCAAACAUGGAGUUGAAGGACAGCGCCGGACGCACAAUCCUUCAUUAUGCGGCUAUGAAUUGGAACAAUGAUCCGGUAAUACUAGACACUCUACUAGGGUACGAGAUACUGGAGACUCUGCAGGAGUAUGACAUCCUCAACCUUCCUGACAAUGACGGACGUAUGCCACUCCAUUACGCGGCCAGUAUCGGCUAUGUUGACUACUUAAAUGUGCUUGUGAACAAGACGCACCUGGGAGUCAAGGACUCAAUGGGACAAACAGCACUUGAAAUAGCCGCUGAUGCUGGUCAUCUGCCAGCCAUACAAUUUCUACUCGACAAAGACAUUGAGCGAAAAGAGCUCCCGCAAGCCUCAAUUGAUACCGCGUUGCAUAUAGCGGCAUCUGCUGGUGAAUUAGAAAUGGUCCAGGCUCUUGUCAAUCACGGAGCAAGCAUCUGUUCAGGAGACUCAGGGAUCAAAACAGCUCUGGAGGCCGCAUUGGAACAAGAACACCCUACAGUUAUCUUGUAUUUGACAGAGUGUGUUCUUUCAUCGGACCCGCCCGGCGAGGUUCCCGCUGGCUGGGUUGAAGUGGUCAGAAAGCGACGGCCAAUUUACUGA